CGCGCGGGCGGGAGGGCCGAGGGGCACCCGGAGUGAGGCCCCUCGGGGUCGCCAGGUGGGCAGCUGGGUUCACCGGUUCUCUCCUUGGCUUUCUGCUUCCCCAGGGCGUGACGCGCCUGCUGCUCACCACGAUCCCCUUCUUCAGAGAGGUGAUCGUCAGCUCCUUCUCCUGCGAGCACUGCGGCUGGAACAACACGGAGGUGCAGUCGGCGGGCAGGAUCCAGGACCAGGGCGUGCGCUACACGCUGACGGUGCGGGCGGCCCAGGACAUGAACCGGGAAGUGGUGAAGACGGACUCGGCCACCACAAGGAUUCCAGAGUUAGAUUUUGAAAUUCCUGCCUUCAGCCAGAAGGGAGCUUUGACCACUGUUGAAGGACUGAUCAGCCGAGCCAUCUCUGGCCUGGAGCAGGACCAGCCCACUCGAAGGGCAAAUGAAGAAGCCGUCGCUGAAAGACUGGAUGAGUUCAUUGUCAAACUGAAAGAGCUGAAGCAGGUGGCCUCUCCUUUCACCCUGAUCAUUGAUGACCCCUCAGGGAACAGCUUCGUGGAAAACCCACAUGCUCCCCAGAAAGAUGACGCCCUGGUGAUCACACAUUAUAACCGGACUUCGCAGCAGGAGGAGAUGCUGGGGCUCCAGGCAGAGGCGCCAGAAGAGAAGCCGCAAGAGGAAGAUCUCAGAAAUGAAGUGCUGCAGUUCAAUACAAACUGCCCAGAAUGCAAUGCUCCAGCUCAGACCAACAUGAAGCUAGUUCAAAUCCCCCACUUUAAGGAGGUUAUCAUCAUGGCUACCAACUGCGAGUACUGCGGUCAUCGGACCAAUGAGGUGAAAUCUGGAGGAGCAGUAGAGCCCUUGGGCACCAGGAUCACACUCCGUAUCACAGACCCCUCAGAUAUGACCAGAGACCUGCUCAAGUCUGAGACGUGCAGUGUGGAAAUCCCAGAACUGGAAUUUGAGUUGGGAAUGGCUAUCUUUGGGGGCAAGUUCACCACACUGGAGGGGUUGCUGAAAGACAUCCGGGACCUGGUGACCAAGAACCCUUUCACACUGGGUGACAGUUCCAAUCCUGGCCAGGUGGACAAACUGCAGGAGUUUAGCCAGAAGUUGGACCAGAUCAUGGAGGGUAAAAUGAAGGCCCACUUUAUUAUGAAUGAUCCAGCAGGAAACAGCUACUUGCAGAAUGUGUAUGCACCUGAAGACGAUCCGGAGAUGAAGGUGGAACGUUAUAAGCGCACGUUUGACCAAAAUGAGGAGCUAGGGCUCAAUGACAUGAAGACGGAGGGCUAUGAGACAGGCCUGGCCCCACGGUAGCAGUGGACCGUUUCCCAGCCAACCUCCUGUACUGCUCAGACCACAGGCUUACUUAUUACUAUUGGAAAAGCGGGGAGUGGCCUCCUCACCUGCUCCUGUGGGGAGGGCACCUGGUCCGAAUCAAAGAUCCUGGCACACUUUGUAAACUGUGUGUGGUGCAAGUGCACCCCUGUUGGGUAUUUGACCUUAUUUUGGAGGUUGUGAGUCAGCUUGGGAAGAGACCUGGAAGUGAACUAUGAGGAAUGUCACUAUCACUUUUUCCCACAAGUCUUCGCCCUCUGUCCACACCGUGCUGCCCUCUAGAGCUGGAACUCUGAAGCUGAGG
Myotis davidii is the source of this 1635-nucleotide messenger RNA. It is a transcript of the gene ZPR1, whose product is annotated as ZPR1 zinc finger. The transcript has 14 exons. Bases 270 to 1310 code for a protein of 346 amino acids. Gene Ontology annotation, molecular function: zinc ion binding. The record is from RefSeq and is a predicted model, not a curated record. Gene Ontology annotation, cellular component: nucleus; cytoplasm. NCBI's taxonomy places the organism in Eukaryota, Metazoa, Chordata, Mammalia, Chiroptera, Vespertilionidae.